This is a messenger RNA of Fulvia fulva, 1065 nucleotides long. RefSeq names its product NAD-dependent epimerase/dehydratase terH. The coding region runs from base 1 to 1065 and encodes 354 amino acids. The record is from RefSeq and is a predicted model, not a curated record. The transcript is spliced from 4 exons. Gene Ontology annotation, molecular function: oxidoreductase activity, acting on the CH-OH group of donors, NAD or NADP as acceptor. Lineage: Eukaryota; Fungi; Ascomycota; Dothideomycetes; Mycosphaerellales; Mycosphaerellaceae.
AUGGAAUCGAAAGAGCUUGCAGUCCCGUUGGGAUCACUUGUCUGCGUGACUGGCUCGAAUGGUAUGGUUGGGAGUCAUAUUGUUGACCAGGUCCUGGCUUUUGGAUAUCGCGUUCGUGGUAUUGUACGCAACCUCCAGAAAUCGGACUGGAUGCUCGAACACUUCAACACCAAAUACGGCGCGAACGCUCUCAAAGUCGUCCAAGUCCCCGACCUCGCUAUCGAAGGGUCGUUGGACAGCGCGCUCCAAGACUGCGUCGCCCUAAUCCACGCCGCCUCAGACCUCUCCUUCUCCCCGGACCCCAACACCGUCAACCCCUCCUCCAUAAACCAACUCCUCUGCACCCUACACUCCGCCCUAAAACACCCAACCCUAACCCGCUUCAUCUUCACCUCCUCCUCCCUCGCCGCCGCCUCCCAAACCCAGCCCCCGGACCCCUACUCCCUCACCCCCACCUCCUGGAACACCCUCGACCUCGCCGCCGCCUGGGCUCCCCCGUCCUACACCUUGCCUCCCGACCGCUUCACAAAAGUCUACGCAGCAUCCAAAGUGCAGGCCGAGCAGGCGUUCUGGGAAUGGAUGGAUCGGACACGGCCGCAUUUUGUCGGCAAUGCGGUGUUGCCGGAUUGGGUUACGGGGGCGCCGGUGCAUGGGGCGCAAGGGUUUCCGAGUGGGGUGGCGUUGAUGAGGGGGUUGUGGUAUGGCGAUUCGGGGUUUCGGGCGGUGGGGCCAGGGCAUGGGGUGGAUGCGGGUGAUGUGGGGAGGUUGCAUGUUGCGGCGAUGGCGAGGGGGGAUUGUGCUAGUGAAAGGGUGUUUGCGUAUGGGUGGUCGAGGCGGUGGACGGAGGGUAUUGAGAUGUGGCAGGAGAUGUAUCCGGAUCAUGAGUUUCCUGAGCCUCCACCUAACGAGGGCUAUGAUAUGUCCGCCGGCAGGGUGACUGCACGACCGCGAGCAGAGGAACUACUGGAAUGGAUCAGUGGUAAGACUUUCCGGCCUAUGGAGGAGAGUCUCAAGGAGUUGGGUGAUUACAUCGAGAAGGACUAUAAGGCAAACACUGAGUCGUGA